UCUAUGCCUUUAUAGUUCCACAAUUCUAAUUCUAAGAAAGGUUCUGGGUUGGUCUCCUGAUGGGCUCUGGCCGGGGUCCUGGCGUGUUUGCCCUCGGCAAUCAGGGGGCUGUCCUGGGCUGCAGGGAACAACCCCACCAUGGGGAACAGUUCUAUCCUGGGGAUUAUCAGAACAGGGACUACCACCAAAGGGACCAACGCCACUACAGAGACCACCGUGGGGAACAAUGCCAUCACAGAGAACAAUGGCACCCCGGCCAGCAACUCCAUUCUGGGGAACAGUGCUACCACGGGGAACAACAGCACAUGGGACUACAAAAUCACCUUAGAGACCAAACAUGUCUUGGGGAACAACGCUACCAUGGGGAACAACAAUGCGGUUACAGGGAACAAUGCCAUCACAGAGACCAAAAUCUUGGGGAUCAGCAAUAUCAUGGGGAACAGUACCAUCGCAGAGAUCCAUAUCUACCUGGGGAGCAAAACCCGGGUGACCAACAGUACCAUGGGGAGCACUACCGUCGCAGGGACCCUGCGGAACAAGAGCUCAGAGAGCAGCGCUUCCAUGGGGAACAAUGUCACCACCGGGAACCAAACCUUGCAGAACAAGAAUAUCUUGGGGAAUAUCACCACCGACAGGCAAGCCCCGGGAAACAGCGAUAUCUUGGGGAGCCAUUCCAUCACCGAGACCCAAGCCACGGAGAGCAGCGGUACCUCGGAGACCAGUUCCACCACCGGCACUCGAGUCACGCAGAACGCUACCUGGGGGACCAACGCCAUCACCCCAGAGACCGUUUCCGCGGGGACCGGCACCCAGGAGAGCGUCUCCAUGGGGACCAGCACACCCUUGGGGAACAGCAUCUUCUUGGGGACCAGCGCCACCACAGAGAGCAAAAUCCUGGAGAAUAUCAUCACAGAGAACACUGCCGUGGGGAACAGUUCCACCACCGAGAGCCAUGCCAUUCUGGAGAGCAGACUUACCACAGAGAACCCCGGCAUGGGGAGCAAAAUUUCCGAGAACGUCACUCUGGGGAAAGGCACCACAAGGAGCAGUGUCUCCACGGGGACCAGCGGAGACACCUUGGGGAACAAUGCUACCAUGCUUCCACUCUUGGGGAGCAAUGUCACCACGGGGAGCGCCAACACAGGGAGCAAAACCUUGGCGAAGACUAUCAGCCCUUUGGAGGAAGACACACGGUGCCGGGAUUCUGGGAUAAACGAAACAGCACUGUGCCGUGGUGAGCUCAGCUCUGGAGAAAGUGCCGAAGACAUCAGCCUAAGGGAUUUUAUCUGCCAAAAGAGAGCCCAAGGGUUACCGCUGAACAGAGGAGAAGUAGACGUGAGAUUAAGCAGGGCCAAGUGUAAAGAUCAAGGGAUAAUACAGACCUUGGCCCUGAUUUUUAGCUAUGUCAACCUCACAGAACUCCAAGACAUCCUUGUCCAGCUGAAUGGCUCUCUCUGCCACGCUGCCACUAGGAAAGCUUUGUGGACCCUUAUGCUACAGGGACGACUGGAUUUUAAGGAUGCCCCAUCCCUGCGCUGGUGGUUCCAGGGUCUCCUCCAGCCCUUUCUGACAUCACUAUCCAGAGAUGAACGAUGCUUCCCCCUCAAUACCCUGAACUGCAAACAAUACCAGGCUUUGUAGGUUUGCUAGACACUGGAUUCUUUUUCCAUCUUCCCAGAACCCAGAUGGGGAGGCUAAUCAAAAUCAACAACUUUAUUUCCCCCAACA
Messenger RNA from Sarcophilus harrisii (Tasmanian devil), 1728 nucleotides. Its product is annotated as flocculation protein FLO11-like. The transcript has 7 exons. The coding region runs from base 139 to 1641 and encodes 500 amino acids. The record is from RefSeq and is a predicted model, not a curated record. NCBI's taxonomy places the organism in Eukaryota, Metazoa, Chordata, Mammalia, Dasyuromorphia, Dasyuridae.